AGAGAGAGCACGGGCGCCAUCUUAGUUGCUACCACUGCUUCCAGCGAAGCGCUUCCUCUGCGGACGGGAGGGCGCUCGCGGCCCGAGCGCGCGGCCCAGCGUCGCGGCGGCGGCUCCUCCGUGGACCCUGGUGCUUGCCGCGGCGCGAAGCAGCCGGCUCCGGGCCGCCAGAGCCCCGCUCGGUGCCCCGCGCGCCUCCCUGCCGCUCCCGCCUCGGGCCGGCCGGGGCGCCGGGAGCCCGAGAGAUGCUGCGCCGCCCUGGGCUCGCGCUAGCCCCGGCCGCCUGGCUGCUGCUGGCCGGGCUGCUGCGCGGCAACGAGGUCGGGGCCGCGCGAGCCAACAAGCACAAGCCGUGGCUUGAGCCCACCUAUCACGGCAUAGUGACCGAGAACGACAACACCGUGCUCCUCGAUCCCCCACUGAUUGCCCUGGACAAAGACGCCCCGCUGCGGUUCGCAGAGAGUUUUGAGGUGACAGUCACCGCAGAAGGUGAGAUUUGCGGGUUUAAAAUCCAUGGGCAGAACGUCCCCUUCGACGCGGUGGUGGUGGACAAGUCCACGGGCGAGGGACUGCUUCGCUCCAAGGAGCAGCUGGACUGCGAGCUGCAGAAAGACUACACGUUCGCCAUCCAGGCCUACGACUGCGGGAGGGGGCCCGGCAGCGGCGCCAGCGUGAAGAAGUCCCACAAAGCCACCGUCCACAUCCAGGUGAACGACGUGAACGAGUACGCGCCUGUGUUCAAGGAGAAGUCCUACCAGGCGACGGCCGUGGAGGGCAGGCGGCACGAGAGCAUCCUGAGGGUGGAGGCCGUGGACGCGGACUGCUCGCCGCAGUUCAGCCAGAUCUGCAGCUACGAGAUCGUCACUCCGAACGUGCCGUUCACCGUGGACAAGGACGGUUAUAUAAAGAACACGGAGAAGCUGAAGUACGGGAAGGAGCACGAGUACAAGCUGACGGUCACGGCCUAUGACUGUGGGAAGAAGAGGGCAGCCGAGGACGUGCUGGUGAAGAUCAGCACCAGGCCCACCUGCACCCCCGGCUGGCAAGGAUGGAGCGACCGGGUGGAGUACGAGCCGGGCGCGGGCGCGCUGGCCCUCUUCCCCAGCCUGCACCUGGAGACGUGCGGCGAGUCGGUGGUCUCCGUGCAGGCGACAGUGGAGCUGGAGACCGGCCACAUAGGGAAGGGCUGUGACCGCGACACCUACUCGGAGAAGUCCCUGCACCGGCUCUGUGGUGCCGCGGCCGGCACUGCCGAGCUUCUCCCGUCCCCCAGCGGCCCCCUGAACUGGACCGUCGGCCUGCCCACCGACAACGGCCACGACAGCGAUCAGGUCUUCGAGUUCAAUGGCACACAGGCCGUCAGGGUCCCCGACGGCGUCGUUUCCGUCAACCCGAAAGAGCCGUUCACGGUCUCUGUGUGGAUGAGGCACGGGCCCUCUGGCAGGAGGAAGGAGACGAUUCUGUGCAGCUCGGACAGGACAGAUAUGAACCGGCACCAUUAUUCCCUGUUUGUCCACGGCUGCCGACUCGUUUUCCUCCUCCGUCAGGACCCUUCGGGAGAGAAGAAGUACACGCCUGCAGAAUUCCACUGGAAGUUGGCUCAGGUCUGCGAUGAGGACUGGCACCACUACGUCCUCAACGUGGAAAUCCCGACAGUCACUCUCUACGUGGACGGGGUUUCCCACGAGCCCUUCUCUGUGACUGAGGAUCACCCACUUCAUCCGUCCAAGAUCGACACUCAGCUCGUGGUCGGGGCUUGCUGGCAAGAGAACUCAGGAGUCGAAAGUGACAAUGAAACCGAGCCUCUGCCUGUGGCCUCGGCAGGUGGCGACCUGCACAUGACCCAGUUUUUCCGAGGUGACCUGGCUGGCCUGACGAUCCGUUCAGGGAAACUCACAGACAAGAAGGUGAUCGACUGUCUGUAUACCUGCAAGGAAGGGCUGGACCUGCCGGUCCCUGAAGAUGGCGGCAGAGGCGUAAAGAUCCAAGCCAACCCCAGCCAGUCGGUGUUGACUUUGGAGGGCGAGGACGUGGGGGAGGUGGAGAAGGCCCUGCAGCACCUCGCCUACCUGAACUCCCGGCAGUUCCCCACCCCUGGGAUCCGGAGACUCAGACUCACCAGCGAGGUCAGGUGUGGCAGCGAGGCCGCCUGCAUCGAAGUCCCCCCGGUCGACGGCUCCGUGAUGGUUUUGCAGCCGGAGGAGCCCAAGAUCAGCCUGAGUGGCGUCCACCACUUUGCGCGAGCAGCGUCCGAGUUCGAGAGCUCAGAGGGGGUCUUCCUUUUCCCCGAGCUGCGGAUCAUCAGUACCAUCACGAGAGAGGUGGAGCCCGACGGGGAGGGGGACGAGGACCCCACAGUUCAAGAGUCGCUGGUGUCUGAGGAGAUUGUGCACGACCUGGACACCUGUGAGGUGACGGUGGAGGGGGAGGAGCUGAACCCCGAGCAGGAGAGCCUGGAGGUGGACUCGGCCCGCCUGCAGCCCAAGGGCAUGGAAGUGAGCCACUCCGACCUAGGUGUGACCUUUACAGGCGUGGACACCAUGGCCAGCUAUGAGGAGACCUUGCGCCUCCUGCGCUAUCGCAACUGGCACUCCAGGUCCUUGCUCGACCGGAAGUUCAAGCUCGUGUGCUCCGAGCUGAAUGGACGCUACGUCAGCAACGAGUUUCAGGUGGAGGUGAACGUGAUCCACACGGCCAACCCCGUGGAGCACGCCAGCCACCUGGCUGCGCAGCCGCAGUUCGUGCACCCUGAGCACCGCUCUUUCGUCGACCUCUCUGGGCACAACCUGGCCAACCCCCACCCAUUCGCAGUCGUCCCCAGCACGGCCACCGUCGUCAUCGUGGUGUGCGUCAGCUUCCUGGUGUUCAUGAUCAUCCUGGGCGUGUUCCGGAUCCGGGCUGCUCACCAGCGUGCUGUGCGGGACCAGGACGCCGGCAAGGAGAACGAGAUGGACUGGGACGACUCCGCCCUGACCAUCACCGUGAACCCCAUGGAGACCUACGAGGACCAACGCAGUGAGGAAGAGGAGGAGGAAGAGGAGGAGGAAGAGAGUGAGGAAGGCGAGGAGGAGGAUGACGUCACCAGCGCAGAGUCGGAGAGCAGCGAGGAGGAGGAGGGGGAGCACGGGGACCCUCGGACCGGGAACAGGCAGCAGCAGCUGGAGUGGGACGACUCCACCCUCAGCUACUGAGCCCUGGCCACGCCCCCUCCCUGCCGGGCCGGGCUCUGCCGGCGUCCCCGCCAGUCCCGAGGGUCCGCAGUGUACAAAGUCCUUCUGGCCAGUGGGUCUUCCGGCCCUCCUGGCCGCCCGUGCUUGGUGUGCAAGACCCCGGGCUCCCUCCCUGCCCCUCCCCCGCCUGGAUCUCUGUCACUCAAGGAGCUGACACACGUGCUCUCCUGUCACCUCGCUCCGCGUGGCCCCUCACGCCUCCAGAAACACCAAGUGACUGGAUUCAGUGACAGGGUUAAAAUCUCUCACUCCCAUCUGGUAAUCCUUUUGUUCAUCUUUUUUUUUUUUUUAAUUUUGUUUUUCCAAACUAGUGCAUGUAUAAAAUGGCAGAGUGGGGGUUAAUAUGUAGAUGACAAACUGACUUUUUAAUAUUUUGUAAAUAAAUUGGGAUUCCUCAUGUCCUCUGUGCUAGUGUAACCCAGGACCGGAGUGCAAAGUGUGAGACACUGAGUGUGGAGACCCCGCCCCCUUGGGCACCUGGGACUGUCCCAGCCCCAGGUCUCCAUUCCCAUUCCCCAGGUGGGGCCAGGCCAUUUUCGAGCAAGAAUUUGGUGCGCUGCUUGGUGGGAGGGGACCCUGCCUAGAGGCUGGAAAUGGCUGAGGCCUGUCUUUGGGAUGCCCCGCUUCUCACGUGGCAGAGGGCUGGGCGGUGGGGUCCUGGGGCUCACAGUUAGAUGUGCUCUCACACUCCCAGGCCUUAGAGAUAACAUGGACGGUGCAAACUGCGUGUGUGGAGGCAGCCAUGGGCCGUGACCUGGGAACUUGGCGCUGCACGUGGCCAGUGGCCCCAGUCAGACUCAGACUCCCUGCAGCAAGCAGCCUUCAGAAGGCUGGCAGCUGCUCGCCUGCCCGGAGCCCUGGGGAGGUGGGGGGAGGGGGCCCCUCCCAGGAGGGGGCCCUGCUGCUGCUGCUGCUGCUGCUGCUGCUGCGCUCCCCUCGGGGAAGGAGAGGGAGCGAGAGUCGGGAGCUGAAGCCCCUGUAGCACUUUGUUUUUAAUUUACAUGUAAAGUUUUAGAUUUCUAAAAUGGGGGGGGUAAUUUUGAAUACUGUUCUGUCUCCCGCUGCCGCUGUCCCGUGUCCGUGUGGCCUUCCCUCCCUCUGUGCGCUGUCACUGUAGCCGCUCCGUGUAGACCACGGACAGACGCCAGCGCGGGCAGCGAGCCGCCCUCGCUGCCACAGCUGCCGUGGCCCCGCCCCCCCCAUGUGUAACUGAUGACAGGCCAGACAGUGUCUCUGCUGCAAUAAAGUUCUGGUUCUAACUCCA
Artibeus jamaicensis (Jamaican fruit-eating bat) is the source of this 4494-nucleotide messenger RNA. RefSeq names its product calsyntenin 1 (gene CLSTN1). NCBI's taxonomy places the organism in Eukaryota, Metazoa, Chordata, Mammalia, Chiroptera, Phyllostomidae. Gene Ontology annotation, cellular component: cell surface; postsynaptic membrane. Gene Ontology annotation, molecular function: amyloid-beta binding; calcium ion binding; kinesin binding. Gene Ontology annotation, biological process: positive regulation of synaptic transmission; positive regulation of synapse assembly; homophilic cell-cell adhesion. The record is from RefSeq and is a predicted model, not a curated record. The coding region runs from base 246 to 3191 and encodes 981 amino acids. The transcript has 19 exons.